AAAAAGAUCGCACACUGCCAAACAGUGUGCAAUAUCCCACAGACGUGGGACAAACACAUCAAGGCAGAACUCAAAGCCAGUCAGAGAAGAACUGAAAUGAACCUACUUCCUGCCUUCUCUACGGAGACAUGGGCCCUUUUGCUUCUUUUCGUAGCCCUCCUGGUAGCAUAUGGGACCUGGCCAUUUGGUUUGUUCAAGAAGUUGGGUAUUCCCGGGCCACGACCUCUGCCUUUCUUUGGGACCUGCCUGGAAUAUCGCAAAGGCUUCUUGGAGUUCGACAGUGACUGUUUCAAGAAAUACGGGAAAGUCUGGGGGAUUUACGAUGGCAGGCAACCUGUGCUGGCUGUCACAGACCCCCAGAUCAUUAAAUCUGUGCUGGUGAAAGACUGUUACUCCACCUUUACCAACCGGAGGCAUGUGGAUCUAGCAGGGGUGCUGACCAAUGCUAUCUCAUUAGCUGAAGAUGAACAGUGGAAGAGGCUUCGUACUGUGCUCUCUCCAACCUUCACCAGCGGGAAACUAAAGGAGAUGUUCCCUAUAAUAAAGCACUAUGGGGAAGUUUUGGUGAAAAACAUUGAGAAGCAAUUGGAAAAGGACAACUCACUGUCUGUGAAGGACAUCUUUGGAAGCUACAGCAUGGAUGUCGUCACCAGCACUUCCUUUGGUGUGAACAUUGACUCCAUGAACAACCCCAAAGACCCCUUUGUUGGAGCGAUGAAGAAAUUGGUCAAGUUUGACUUUUUUGACCCAGUCUUCAUCUUGUCAUUUGUAUUCCCAUUUGUUGUUCCUCUCUUGGCCAAGAUGAAUGUAAGCUUCUUCCCUGCUGAUAGUGUAGAUUUUUUCAUGAGAUCCAUUGACAAAAUUAAGAAGGAACGUGAAAAGGAGGCUCACAAGGGCAGGGUAGAUUUUCUGCAGCUGAUGAUUGAAUCCCAGAACUCAGGCAACCAUGAGAACAAGGAAACAAAUCACUCAUAUAAAGCCCUGACUGACACAGAGGUCCUGUCACAGGCAUUCAUCUUCAUAUUUGCUGGGUACGAGCCCACCAGCAACACCCUUUGUUACCUGGCCUAUGAACUGGCCAUGCACCCCGACGUGCAGCAAAAGGUGCUGGAGGAGAUCGACAAAGUUUUGCCCAACAAGGCUCCUCUCACAUAUGAUGCAAUAAUGAAGCUGGAAUAUCUUGACAUGACAGUGAGUGAAACCCUUCGGCUGUAUCCCCUUGGAGGACGUCUUGAGAGAACCUGCAAGAGAGACGUAGAAAUAAAUGGAGUGACCAUUCCCAAAGGAACUGUUGUGACCAUCCCACCCUACGUCCUGCACCGCAACCCCGAGUACUGGCCAAACCCAGAAGAGUUCAGACCAGAAAGGUUCAGUAAGGAAAACAAGGAGUCCAUAGACCCCUACACGUACCUGCCCUUCGGGGCUGGUCCCAGGAACUGCAUUGGGAUGCGGUUUGCUCUCCUGACUCUCAAAGUUGCCAUCGCCUCCCUGUUGCAACAUUUCACCUUCCAAACCUGCAAAGAAACUCAGAUCCCAAUGAAGCUGAGUUCAAAGGGGCUCUUAAUACCAGAGAAGCCGAUUAUUCUGAAGUUGGUUCCCCGGACCAACACUGUGCCUGCAGGGAAGUAAAACCCAGCUGUGCCUGCCACAGGCCCCCAGCAUCCAGUGAGUGCUGUGCUAACAGAGGGAUCACACAUCACAGGAAACGUCUCUACACGUUCAGACACAGAAGAGCAGCUCUAGUUAAUUCUGGAAGCAAUUACUACAUAUUUACUAAUAAACAUAGCUGUCAGAAACGUAA
Molecule: messenger RNA, 1801 nt
Organism: Neopelma chrysocephalum (saffron-crested tyrant-manakin)
Lineage: Eukaryota; Metazoa; Chordata; Aves; Passeriformes; Pipridae
Product: cytochrome P450 3A9-like
Exons: 13
Coding region: 97-1629 (510 amino acids)
Biological process (GO): steroid metabolic process; oxidative demethylation
Molecular function (GO): iron ion binding; oxidoreductase activity, acting on paired donors, with incorporation or reduction of molecular oxygen, reduced flavin or flavoprotein as one donor, and incorporation of one atom of oxygen; heme binding
Source: RefSeq, a predicted model, not a curated record